GGAUGACUCAUCCCCCAGCCCUUCAUCCCAGAGAGGAGUAACACGAGCGAAGCACAGCGCUCUUCCUCCGGCCUCGCCGAUGCACCGGCCGCCGCUCGCCCGCUGAAGCCGCCCCCCGGUCUGAACAGCGAGGAGGAGCAUGGAGGAGGAGGAAGGUCAAGCUCCGGCGGCCCCGCCGGAGGACGAGCCCAAAAGCGAAGGAAACGGAGCCGCCGCCGCGGAGUCGCCGGAGCCCGCACCGGCGCCUGGCGGCCCCGAGGGAGAGGAGGAGAGGCCGAAGGCGGCCGAGGAGGAGGAGGCGGCGGGCGGCGGCGAGAAGGAGGAGGAGGAGGCCUUCCUGGUGAGCCUCUACAAGUUCAUGAAGGACCGCCACACGCCCAUCGAGAGGAUCCCCCACCUCGGCUUCAAGCAGAUUAACCUCUGGAAGAUCUACAAAGCGGUGGAGAAGCUGGGCGCCUACGAGCUGGUGACGGGCCGCCGGCUCUGGAAGAACGUGUAUGAUGAGCUGGGCGGCAGCCCCGGCAGCACCAGCGCCGCCACCUGCACCCGCCGGCACUACGAGCGGCUCGUCCUCCCCUACGUGCGGCACCUCAAGGGCGAGGACGACAAGCCGCUGCCGCCCGCCAAGCCCCGCAGGCAGUACAAGGUCUCCAAGGAGCCCAAGGGCCACGAAGGCGGCGAGAAAAGCAGGAGAGCCAAGAAGGAGAAGAGCCGGGAGCAGGUCCCCGCCGGCACGGCGGCGCCGGCGCCAGAUGUCCCCGAGCGGGGCCGGCCGGCCGACGGCGCGGCCGCGGCGGCGCGCGGCGGCCCGUGCCGGAGCCCCGCGGACGCCUGCAAGCGCCUCUUCUCCAGCUUCUGCUCCGAGGGCAACCACGGCAUCAUGUCUCCGCUGGCCAAGAAGAAGCUGCUGGCCCAGGUGAGCAAAGCGGAGGCUUCGCACUGCCACAAGCGGCACUGCCCGGAAAGCCGGCGCCCCGCCGGCGCUGCCCGCCCCGAGCCCCCCGCCGCCGCCGCUGGCAGCUCCCACCCGGCCGAGCGCGGGAGCCCCGUGGGCGAGGAUGGCGGCGGCGGCACGGGGCCGCCGCUCGGCCCCGCCGUCUUCACCGGCUGCUUCCACGCCUACCGGCCCGGGGGGCUGGCGGCAUCGUGCCGGCCGCCGCCGCCCCGCUGCGCCUCGCCGGAGCUUUCGGAGCCGCCCCGAGAGGCGUGGGGCGGCGGGGGGCCAGCGCCGCGCACCCGGGGCCCCUCGCCCGCCGCCUUCGCCGCCGUCCACGGCUGCUGGGUGCCGCCCAGCGCCGCCUUCGCACCGCCGUCCAGGGCCAAGCGGGCCCUGGAGGAAGACGAGGAGGAGGAGGAUGAUGACGAAGAAGCCUUCGGCCCCGGCCAGAAGUUACGCGCCGUCUCCCCCUUCGGCAAGGACGAGGGUGCCCGCUCGCCCGGGGGCCGGCAAGGGCUGGCCAAGCCCAAAGCCGUGGUGGCCGGUCCCGGCUACCCGGCUCCGCUGCCCGCCGCCGUGCCUCGGAUCGCGGACGUUUACACGGGAGCGAUGCUGCGCUUCCCGGCGAGCUUCGGCAACCCGCUGGAGCGCCUCCGGAGCCACGGCACCCCGCUGGCGCCCGCCCUCUCCGUCAACCCCUUCGUCAUCCCGGCUUUUCCCAGCCCUUUGGUAACCGCUUCGCCGCAGCCCUCCGAACCGUGCCGACCGCUGGCGACCGGCCCGGGCCGCUACGCCACGACGUCUUACGGCGGCUCGCCGCGGCCCCGGCUCUACCCGGCCGCCGCCUGGCACGGCCAGCUCGCCUACGCCUCGCCGCCCGCCUUCCGCCGCGGCGCCGAGCUGUAGCGCUUUCGGCCCGCCGAAAAGGGACCGGGAGGGAGGCGCUCCGGACCGCCUCCGUUUUUACUUAGAGCCAUUUGUAUCCGACAUCGUAUUCCGAUGACUUUAAUACCGAUAUCACAAGGUUUUAUAUUAUAUAUUAUAUAUAUAUAGGGAGGAGGGAGCAAAGUGAAUUGCAGAGAUUUCUAUUUUACUAGACGUGCUGGAUGCUGGAAGCUCUGCGCCGGGGGCGCGGGGAGGAGGCUGAGCCGGGCUGCGGCAGGUCCCACCGGGCCCGGGGAGCCUGGGACGCUCUGCCGUUCCCCGGUACGGAGCCCCAGCUCCUUCCUAUCAAGCAAUGCAACUUUUUUUUUUUAACAAAAAAAAAAAAAAAAAAAAAAAAAAAAAAAAAAAACCUCUGUUGCCUCAAGUCCAGGCUUCUAGGGUUAUUCAGUCCCCCCAGGGGCCUGCUAGGGUCCGAACCGAGUUGGGACCACGGGCACCAGCCGCCCCUUUGGGUGCCUCACCCCGUCCGCGCAGAAAAGGCACCGGAAUCGGCCGAGCCGGGGCCAAAAGCGGCGCCCGAAAUAAAACUGGCUGGAUGGUCCCAA
This is a messenger RNA of Rhea pennata, 2427 nucleotides long. RefSeq names its product AT-rich interaction domain 5A (gene ARID5A). Gene Ontology annotation, cellular component: nucleus. Gene Ontology annotation, molecular function: transcription cis-regulatory region binding. The record is from RefSeq and is a predicted model, not a curated record. Bases 140 to 1843 code for a protein of 567 amino acids. Gene Ontology annotation, biological process: regulation of transcription by RNA polymerase II. Lineage: Eukaryota; Metazoa; Chordata; Aves; Rheiformes; Rheidae. The transcript is spliced from 7 exons.